CAGUGAAGAGUUGAGUCUUUCUGAGAGGCAUUGAGACAGAGAUCUUCCUCUUUAAUGACUCAUCAUGCAGGAAGUGCAAUUGUUUCUCUUACACUGGGCGGAGACACAGUCUGCCUUUGGACUAAACUCACAGCUUCUACAAACGACAGCUACAAAACAAAAGACUGAAAUAUUGGAAUAUCCACAUGUCCAGCUGCUGCUGAUCAAAUGCAUGUUUCAGGAUAAAACACAAACCAACUUAAAACAACUCUCAGAGACCUUUAUAACAGAGGUAGGAAACCACACCGGACUGUCUUCCUGUUUGAGUGUUCUGCUUGGUGUUUUCAGCUUCGCUCAGAGAGAAAAUGUCUUCCCGGUCAGAGGAGGAUCUCUCCUGUCCUGUCUGCCAAGAUAUUUUCAAAUAUCCUGUUGUCCUGUCAUGUAGCCACAGCUUCUGUAAAGACUGUCUGCAGAGCUGGUGGAGAGAGAAACCAAUACAGGAGUGUCCAGUUUGUAAGAGAAGAUCAUCAAGGGCUGAUCCACCUCGUAACUUGGCUUUAAAGAACCUGUGUGAGACCUUUUUACAGGAGAGAGAUCAGAGAACUUCAGCAGGGUCUGAGCCUCUCUGCAGUCUGCACUCUGAGAAACUGAAGCUCUUCUGUCUGGACCAUCAGCAGCCAGUGUGUCUCAUCUGCAGAGAUUCAAAGAUACACAACAACCACAGAUUCAGACCCAUCGAUGAAGCUGCACAGGAUCACAGAGAGGAGCUUCAGAAAUCCCUGAAGCCUUUACAAGAGAAACUGAAGCUGCUUGAACAAGUUAAAGGAAACUGUGAUCAAACAGCAGAACACGUUAAGGUCCAGGUCCAACACACAGAGAGGCAGAUUAAGGAGCAGUUUAAGAAGCUUCACCAGUUUCUACAAGAGGAAGAGGAGGCCAGGAUCAGUGCUCUGAGGGAGGAAGAGGAGCUGAAGAGUCAGAUGAUGAAGGAGAAGAUUGAGGCUCUGAGCAGAGAGAUAGCAGCUCUUUCACACACAAUCAGAGCCACAGAGGAGGAGCUGAGAGCUGAAGACGUCUCAUUCCUGCUCAACUACAAGGCUGCAGUGAAAAGAGUCCAGCAGCGCCCCCUGCUGGAGGAUCCACAGCUGGUCUCAGGAGCUCUGAUAGAUGUGGCCAAACACCUGGGCAACCUGACCUUCAACAUCUGGAACAAGAUGAAGGAGAUGGUCUCCUACACUCCUGUGAUUCUGGAUCCAAACUCUGCUCAUCCAGACCUUGUCCUGUCUGAAGAUCUGACCAGUGUGAGAUGUGGAAAGAAACAGAAGCUUCCUGACAAUCCACAGAGAUUUGUUAAUUUCACCUCUGUCCUGGGCUCUGAAGGCUUUGACUCAGGAACUCACAGUUGGGAUGUUGAGGUUGGAGACAGUACAGGCUGGUCUGUGGGUGUGGCUGCAGAGUCUGUUGAGAGGAAAGGAAAAAUACGGUCUGGAAUAUGGAGAAUAGGAUUCAGUAAUGGUAAAUAUAAAGUCUUCUCCCCAUCAGCCCGACCAGUUGUUCUCCGACUGAAGACGAGUCUUGAGCGGAUCAGAGUUGAGUUGGACUGGAAUGACAGAAAACUGUCAUUCACUGAUCUUGAUAAUGAUAAACACAUAUACACCUACAAACACAUUGUCAAGAAGAAGUUGUUUCCAUACAUUAGCAGUAGAGAGAGGAAUUCCCAAUUAAUAUCUUACCAGAAGUAGAUGAGGACGACAAUGACAGUGAUGAUGACGACGAGGACGAGGACGAUGACGAUGACGACGAUGACGAUGACGACGACGACGAUGAAGACGAUGACGAUGACGAUGAUGAGGACGACGAUGAUGACAGCACAGCAUGCAGAUACAGCACUCGUAAAUGGAGGCACCGUUAAUCCAAUAUAAAAUAUUCUGUAUUUGUAUCAGAACGAUUACUCCAACAGCAUUGAAACGACUGAGAGCAGGAAAAGCAAUUGAGAUGAACAUGGGACUACUCCUGACUGUAAAAUGAAAAUCAUUUUAAUUCUGCUGUGUUAACAGAUUGAUAUCUUUUGAUGAAAUAUGAAACAUACAAAUGAUCCUGUCUCCAGGAACUGAUUUGACAAAAUAUAUUUAAUUUGAAUUUUCUCUUCAUUCUUGAUAGGCCUGUUCUUACAGUUUUGGUGCCUGGUUUCUUUGCCUCAUUUGUUGAUCCCAUUUCUUGAUAUAAUUUUUUUGAAUGGCUUAAUACAGCAAGUGCCUAUAAACAAUCCUGACAGAUCAUAUUGGGUGUAGAAAUGAUCUAAUAUUUGUGAUUUUGGAAAUCAGCCUGUUGCUAUUCUCUGAAAAUGCUGCUUUCAUUGUAAAUCACUCUGAAUACAAAAAACAGCUGAAGGCUCAAAAUGCAAACUUUAAAUUACUGGAACAAACUCGCCCUGUUUGUCCUCCACAUUUGUUUUAAUAACAGAGUUUUUAUGGCACUAUGAGGAUAAGCUAAAUGACAGAAUUAGACAGCUGAAUGCAUAUAUAACAUAUAAGUGUGUUCAUAGAUUUAAUUUCCAUUUUCAGGGAUCAGUUGAUUAGACUUCACAGUGUGCAUUCAGUCUGUUUUUGAUUGUGAUUGUGUUGAACUUUAGAAACUGCUGAAGUUAUGUGAUUAAACCUUUAAAACAA
Messenger RNA from Lates calcarifer (barramundi perch), 2648 nucleotides. Its product is annotated as nuclear factor 7, ovary-like. Bases 345 to 1721 code for a protein of 458 amino acids. The transcript has a single exon. Lineage: Eukaryota; Metazoa; Chordata; Actinopteri; Centropomidae. The record is from RefSeq and is a predicted model, not a curated record. Gene Ontology annotation, molecular function: protein binding; zinc ion binding.